AUGAAGGUGCUCUUGCUGCUGGCUCUGCUCGGCUGGGCAGCUGCCUUGCCCGAUGACAGGAUCGUAGGAGGCUAUGAGUGCGUGCAGAACUCUGUGCCUUACCAGGUCUCUCUGUUCACUGGGUACAACCACUGCGGAGGGGUGCUGCUGUCAGACCGCUGGGUGCUGUCGGCCGCUCACUGCAAAACUAAGUCGGAUGUGGAGUUGCGUCUGGGGGAGCAUGACAUCUGGGAGGAGGAGGGCACAGAGCAGUACAUCGUGUCCGCAGGCUUCAUCAGACAUCCAGACUACAACCCCCGCACCAUGGACAGCGACAUCAUGCUGAUCAGACUCAGCCAACCCGCCACGUUCAACGCCUUUGUCCAGCCCGCCACGCUGCCCUCCGCCUGCGCCAAGGAUGGGACCAUGUGCUCAGUGUCCGGAUGGGGGAACCUGCGGUCCAGCAACGAGGGAUCCCGGUAUCCGGCGAAACUGCAGUGUCUGGAGCUGCCUCUGCUGAGCGACGACACAUGCUUCAACUCCCACCCGUUUCAAAUCACAGAAAACAUGAUCUGUGCUGGCUUCCUGGAAGGAGAAAAAGACUCCUGCCAGGGCGACUCCGGAGGGCCCCUGGUGUGUGAUGGAGAGCUGCAGGGAGUGGUGUCCUGGGGCAAAGGCUGCGCGCUCAGGAACAAACCCGGAGUGUACACUAAACUCCGCGUGUCCGCCCGUGCCUCUGCCGGGGACCGUGGGGCGUGUGGAGGUCUACUGAGCUGGAAGUCGCUCUAUGCUUUGUGCGCGCGGAGAAUGAAGAUGAAGAUGAAGAUGAAGAUGAUGCGCGCCGCCGCAGCAGAGCAUCUCACAGCGAGCAGAAGCAGACUGAUGGAGUUAAAGGGGCUGCUGAAGAGGCUGAGCGCCGCAGUCCGAGCCCUCCUCACCUUCCUCUUCGCUCUUCUGGUCCUGAGUGUCAUGGCCUGGGCGUACGUCCAGGGCUUCCAACUUGUCACCUCCAAAUACGGCAUAAUCUCCUUCGGCCUCUACGGUCUACUCCUCGGGCUCCACCUUCUCGUUCAGAGCUUCUUUGCUUUCGUAGAGCACCGUCGAAUGAAAGCCCGUGUAGACCCAUGUUCUUACACUAAAACCAUUGGCUUCACAAUAGCGGCCUAUCAAGAAGACCCUGAUUAUCUGCGGGAGUGUCUGCUGUCUAUACGAGCUCUGAAAUACCCGCCUGAGCUUCUGCGAAUUAUCAUGGUGGUGGACGGAAACUCUGAAGACGACGGCUACAUGAUGGACAUGUUCAGACAGGUUUUCGCGGACCAGGAUCUGGCCUGGUAUGUCUGGAAGCACAACUAUCACUCCUGGGACCCCAACACGCCCCCGGACUAUGGAGAUGUUGCAGUGGCACUGAGUCUGGGUGCGCACUUCACUGUGGGAGAAGACCCUCAGAGCAAAGUGGUGGAAAAGCUGAUCCAGAGACACCGCUGCGUGUGCAUCAUGCAGAAGUGGGGAGGCAAGCGGGAGGUGAUGUACACGGCGUUCAAAACACUGGGGGCCUCAGUCGACUACAUCCAGGUGUGCGACUCGGACACAAAGCUGGACCCGUUGGCCACAGAAGAGCUGUGUAAAGUGCUGGAGAGUGACCCCACGUACGGGGCAGUGGGAGGGGACGUGAUGAUCCUAAACAGUAAAGACUCCUUCGUCAGCUUCAUGAGCAGCCUGCGAUACUGGAUGGCCUUCAACGUGGAGCGUGCGUGCCAGUCCUACUUCAACUGUGUUUCCUGCAUCAGUGGACCGUUAGGGCUGUACAGAAAUGACCUCCUGCAGCAGUUCCUGGAGUCCUGGUACCAUCAGAAGUUUCUGGGCACACACUGCACGUUUGGGGACGACCGCCACCUCACCAACCGGAUGUUGAGUUUGGGCUUUGCCACGAAGUACACCGCUCGCUCCAAGUGCUACACAGAGACCCCGGCUCAGUUCCUGCGUUGGCUCAACCAGCAGACGCGAUGGACCAAGUCAUACUUCCGAGAGUGGCUCUUCAACGCCAUGUGGUGGCACAAGCACCACCUGUGGAUGACCUACGAGUCCAUCGUGUCGGGCAUCUUUCCCUUCUUCGUGACCGCCACCAUCAUCAACCUCUUCUGGACGGGCACGCUCUGGGACAUCAUGUGGAUCUUGUGCUGCAUCCAGAUCAUCGGUCUGCUCAAAGCUCUGUACGCUGGGCUCCUCCGCAAAGAUCCAAUUAUGGUCUUCAUGUCUCUAUACUCUGCCCUGUACAUGACCAGCAUGCUACCCGCCAAGUACUUUGCCAUCCUGACCAUCAACAAGCGCAGCUGGGGGACCUCUGGGCGCAAGAAAAUAGUGGGAAACUACGUACCCUUGCUCCCGCUGUCGGUGUGGGGUGCCAUUUUGUUAGCAGGCAUUGGCCACACCAUCUACAAGGAGAGCCUUUUGGGCUGGCUCACCCCUCCGCGGCUUCUGGAGGUCCAGUUCCUCAUCUACGGCUUCGUGGCGUACGCUUGCUACUGGUCGACCAUGGUGCUGCUCUACUGGGUCUGGUUUAGGCGCGCGUGUGGCAAGUGCACGCCAGAGAACGGCCACGAGGUGUAG
Messenger RNA from Knipowitschia caucasica, 2586 nucleotides. NCBI's taxonomy places the organism in Eukaryota, Metazoa, Chordata, Actinopteri, Gobiiformes, Gobiidae. The record is from the annotation of a GenBank genome assembly.